Cryptosporidium muris RN66 is the source of this 1398-nucleotide messenger RNA. RefSeq names its product nucleolar protein 5, putative. The coding region runs from base 1 to 1398 and encodes 465 amino acids. NCBI's taxonomy places the organism in Eukaryota, Apicomplexa, Conoidasida, Eucoccidiorida, Cryptosporidiidae. Gene Ontology annotation, cellular component: small-subunit processome; box C/D methylation guide snoRNP complex. The record is from RefSeq and is a predicted model, not a curated record. Gene Ontology annotation, molecular function: snoRNA binding. The transcript has a single exon.
AUGUUAAUUCUUCUUGAGACUCCAGCAGGCUAUGGCCUGUUUAGAGUCACUAAUUCUAAGAUUCUGAAUAUGGAUACUGAGGAAAUUACAAAUUACUUUCAAUCAGCAGAGAAGAUUCAUAAAUCCGUUGCUCUAGAGGCAUUCCAACGUUUUAAAGAUACAAAGUCUGCUCUUUUGGAGACAACAGCUCUGGUAGAGUCACGUAUGAGUAAAAGUUUAUCAAAGUUCCUCAAAAAGAAUAUUGAAAGUCCUGCAUCGGAAUCUUUAGCAGUAGUUGACAAGACUCUUGGUGGUAUAAUUAAACAGAAAUUUGGAAUUGAUAUUAUUUAUAACCCAAAGAUGCAGGAAAUAAUACGUGGUAUAAGGGGUCAACUUACUGAUCUUGUGUCUGGUUUAAGUGAGAAGGAUAUGAAGACUAUGGCUCUUUCAUUAUCCCAUUCCUUGAGUCGUUUUAAACUUAAGUUUAGCCCUGAAAAAAUUGAUACUAUGAUAAUUCAGGCUGUAGCUUUAUUGGAUGAUUUAGAUCGAGAACUAAAUAAUUAUGCAAUGAGAUUACGUGAGUGGUACGGGUGGCAUUUUCCUGAACUUGGAAAGAUCAUUGCUGAUCGUGAUAUUUAUGCCAACUGUGUGAAAAUCAUUGGAUUUAGACAUAAUACUCGUAAUGUAGAUUUUCAACAGCCUCCUUGUAAUAUUCCAAGCGAUAUAGAGGUGGAAAUAAAGCAAGCUGCUGAGAUAUCAAUGGGUACAGAUAUUACGGAUGAAGAUUUAGAAAAUAUCAUUGAAUUAUGUGACAGAGUCUUGGAACUUUCCGAAUAUAGAUCAUCACUCUCGACUUAUCUUAAAGCUAGAAUGUCUACUAUUGCACCAAACCUCACUUAUAUGGUUGGUGAGUUGAUUGGAGCUCGUUUAAUAGCUCAUGCUGGAAGUUUGAUGAAUUUGGCUAAACAUCCCUCUAGUACUGUCCAGAUUCUAGGUGCAGAGAAGGCUCUAUUUAGAGCUCUAAAAACAAAAAAAAGCACACCAAAAUAUGGUCUUAUAUAUCAUGCUGCAGUUGUAGGACAAUCAGCUCCUAAACUUAAAGGUAAAAUUAGUAGAAUCUUGGCAGCAAAGCUUUCUCUAUGUGUCCGUGUUGAUGCCCUUAACGACCAAAUUGAGCCCUCAGUAGCUAUUGAAAAUAAGAAGUAUGUGGAACGUCGUCUGGAGGAACUUAGUAAUCAACUAAGUUCUGGGAGACUAGCUUCUUCUGGAAGUAAUCGCAGACCUUCUACAACACCAUAUUAUAGUCCAGUAAAGAUUCAAGCUGUUGGUAGCUAUGAUACAGGAGCAGAUGUAUCAAAUUUAAAACGUAAGUCGCAUGAUCAGGAUAUUAAGACUCCAACUAAAAAGUCCAAGUAUUAA